AUGCUUCUAAUUCCCAGCGAAGAACAAACAUGGAGCAUAUACAAUACACUGGACAACAAAUUCUUCGACACCAAACUUUUUGUACCAUAUAACAAGCGCUUUUCUGGCUCUUCACAAGGAUGGUUGGUGGCUGUAAAUAAGGAUUGGACGGUAACGCUUUACAAACCUUAUUCUAUGGUUAAAGGAGGAAACAAUAUAGAUACUAAUAUUCUUCUUCCAUGCCUAUUUCCUCCUGAUUUAGAAGACUUUUUUGAUCCAGAUGGUAUAAUAGAUUAUGCUGAAGUCUAUGAUUAUCAUAUUGAGAAAGCUUUACUUACAGUUGAUCCGCUAACAAAUCCAAAUGAAUGCAUGAUUGUGGUGAUUUUUGGUGAAAUGCAGGAGUUAGCUAUUUUUAGAAUCGCCAAAGAUACAACAUGGACUAAAAUUAAUGCUUAUGAUCAUGACAACAAGCAAAUUAUGUUAGAGAUAGAAGAUAUCUGUCACUAUAAUAAUCAAAUUUAUGCUGUAGAUGUUCAUGGUGUACUUAGAUCUUUUGAUGUUACAAACCCAUGCAAUCCCACUGUAAAUUUGGUUGCACCUAGGAUUCAACCAAGAGCAUCUGAUCGCUACUUUGUCAAGAGAUAUCUUGUGGAGUCCUAUGAAGGAAAGCUUUUACAGGUCGAAAGGCAUUUAAGUUGGCGUAACGAAGACGAUGGUCGUGAGACAAAGAUGUUUAGAGUUUUCAGAUUAGAUUUUGAUAGAGCAAAAUGGAUUAAGAUAAAAAGCCUUGGUGAUGUAUAUAUCUUUGUUUUUGGGUGA
Messenger RNA from Morus notabilis, 798 nucleotides. RefSeq lists its product as uncharacterized. The transcript has a single exon. The coding region runs from base 1 to 798 and encodes 265 amino acids. NCBI's taxonomy places the organism in Eukaryota, Viridiplantae, Streptophyta, Magnoliopsida, Rosales, Moraceae. The record is from RefSeq and is a predicted model, not a curated record.